ACCAGCGUCUGGGCCACCUCAGAGGCGGAGCUUGGCUGCACCCACGUGUGGUGGAGUUAAAUACUCAGAGCCUACACCCAUUGGGGCAGAGAAGCUAGAAGCGGCACCAUGGCUGGCAAGAAAGUCUGCAUUGUCGGCUCCGGGAACUGGGGCUCAGCCAUUGCCAAGAUCGUGGGCAGCAAUGCAGCUCGCCUGGCACACUUUGACCCGCGGGUGACCAUGUGGGUGUUUGAGGAGGACAUCGGGGGCAGAAAGCUAACUGAGAUCAUCAACACGCAGCAUGAGAAUGUUAAAUACCUGCCAGGGCACAAGCUGCCCCCCAACGUGGUGGCUAUCCCAGAUGUGGUCCAGGCUGCUACAGGUGCUGACAUCCUGAUCUUCGUGGUGCCCCAUCAGUUCAUUGGCAAGAUCUGUGACCAGCUCAAAGGUCACUUGAAGGCCAAUACAAUUGGCAUAUCUCUUAUUAAGGGGGUAGACGAGGGCCCCAAAGGGCUGAAGCUCAUCUCUGAAGUGAUUGGGGAACGCCUUGGCAUCCCUAUGAGCGUGCUGAUGGGGGCCAACAUUGCCAGCGAGGUGGCCGAGGAGAAGUUCUGUGAAACAACCAUUGGCUGCAAGGAUGUGGCCCAGGGACAGCUCCUGAAGGAGCUGAUGCAGACGCCCAACUUCCGCAUCACUGUGGUACAAGAGGUAGACACAGUGGAGAUUUGUGGGGCCUUAAAGAAUAUAGUGGCCGUCGGGGCUGGCUUCUGUGAUGGGCUCGGCUUUGGUGACAACACCAAGGCAGCAGUGAUCCGGCUGGGGCUCAUGGAGAUGAUCGCCUUUGCCAAACUCUUCUGCAGUGGCUCCGUGUCCUCGGCCACCUUCCUGGAGAGCUGUGGUGUUGCCGACCUCAUCACUACCUGCUACGGAGGGCGGAACCGCAAGGUGGCAGAGGCCUUCGCUCGCACUGGAAAGUCCAUCGAGCAGCUGGAGAAAGAGAUGCUGAAUGGGCAGAAGCUCCAGGGGCCCCAGACAGCCCGGGAGCUACACAACAUCCUUCAACACAAGGGCCUCGUGAACAAGUUUCCCUUGUUCACGGCUGUGUACAAAGUGUGCUACGAAGGGCAGCCAGUGGGUGAAUUCAUUCACUGCUUGCAGAACCACCCAGAACACAUGUGAGUGGAGCCAGGUCGCAGGACAGGCAGCUCCUUUGCCCCACCGGAGACAAGCUUGUGACAGCUGUCAUAAGACUGAGCUCCAGCACUCUCAGCCAGCAGGGUCCUCACUGACGGACACUGAGGCUGUGGGCCUCAGCUACGCACCUGGAGAUACAGGAUUGCUGCAGAGCCUGCGGCCCCUUCAGGAUUGGUGCUUCCUCGCUGUCUUCUGAGAAGUGUAGAAUCAAGCCCCAGUGCUGCCUGCUCCGGGGGUGGGAUGGGGGGAAGGGAAGGUGCAGGGCAAGGGCUGCCCUUUGCUGCCUCACACACACACACUGGGACUUUGUCCCCAGCCCAUCAAGUGGCAGGAAGAAGGAGGCAAAGGCUGCCAAGGGAAGGGUCUAGACACCUGAGCUGACAGAGACCCCAGAGACCCCAUGGCUGACCUCUGCUAGGCCACACGCAGCAUCAAUGAUCUCAGUGUUUGCUAGCAAAAUACAAAGAUCUCCAACAACUUCCUUCUAACUUCUCCUAGCAACAAUUGCAUUCUCAGAAGCCUCUGCUCAUUCUCCUUCCCCUCCCCAGGCUACGCUGGCACAAGAGUUGCUCCGGACUGGCAUCUCUGGCCCGGGGGCUUGCCAUGCUUCCCAGUGACUUCCUGGUUCCUAGAGCUUUGCCAGUGCCUCCCCACCCUGUGUGACCUUUCAAAGCUUUUCCUUGCCUGUACCAGGUCACCAGCACCCUCUUUGGGGAGCAGGAAUUUAAUCUGCUGACCGAGCUAGCUACACUUUUUCAUAGCAGGCUCAGAUCACCCAGGCUCCCCUGACCUUCUUAUUUGUCCCGCCCUCUUAGUCAGUAGCUCUGGCUGGGGGAAGUGUCAGCUAGCCUUUCCUUCCCAACCCUAUCUUUCUUCUCAGGGUCCUCCCCACAAGGCCACUUCACUUUGGCAUCAGCACCACCUUCUUGUUUAACACAACGCAGGAUCCAUACUCAUCUUCUUCAGCUCCUUCAUCCAUCCCAUUUUCUUGACUCUUUGCCUUCAGCUGUCCUCAGACUACCAGGAGUGCUAGUCAGCAUCUGAAGUAGCUCAAAGGUUCGGUAGGUUUCCACAGUGGCUGGUGGCUCUUGAGAGUCCAGUGCCAGCUCUUCUUGGAAUGAGGUCCUCGUGAAGCCCUGACCACACACUAGGAGCUGGAAAAAUCAAGGGAGGGACCACUGCAAACAACUUGCCCUGGGGUGAGGGAAAAACAGGAUGGGGGAUGGGAAGUGUGCUCUUCACUGGCCUUUUUCCAAGGCCCGGGCAGCCGGAGAAUGUCACAGAUCAGCAGCCUGGAGCCCUAGCUAUAAAUAGCCCCUGAGAGUCGAGAGAGGUUUCUUCCUCCAGCAGGGGUCUCUAUUUCGUGUGUGGCAGCAACUGGCACACUGUGGCUCUCGCCAGCUUUAUGUUAAACUAACACACUAAAGUGCCAAGCGCUUCUCUGCUCCUAGCCCUUAAGAAUUCGGUCUUACCAACGAAGGUCGGGUAAGGUGAAGAGGGGGAGCCCUUUCAUCCAUCAUGCUGGGCCGGAACCCUCCCACGCAUUGACUGAAUUCAGAGCUGCCUCCCAGGAGGCUGGGGUAGGAUGCAGACAUAGAUUCCAACACCUGUGCUCUGAUCAGUCAGUCAACUGUGAAUCUGAGGCCUUCUGUCAGGCCACUUGUCCACCCAAUAAAGUGUGGUUUUUCCAGAAA
Molecule: messenger RNA, 2867 nt
Organism: Microtus oregoni (creeping vole)
Lineage: Eukaryota; Metazoa; Chordata; Mammalia; Rodentia; Cricetidae
Gene: Gpd1
Product: glycerol-3-phosphate dehydrogenase 1
Exons: 8
Coding region: 109-1158 (349 amino acids)
Biological process (GO): glycerol-3-phosphate catabolic process; carbohydrate metabolic process
Cellular component (GO): cytosol; glycerol-3-phosphate dehydrogenase (FAD) complex
Molecular function (GO): protein homodimerization activity; glycerol-3-phosphate dehydrogenase [NAD(P)+] activity; NAD binding
Source: RefSeq, a predicted model, not a curated record